GGUACAUUCAAUUAAGUACCUGAGGUAAACAGAACCAAAUGCGAUUCUGAAUAUAUCUCACCGUUGAAUAACACAAUGGACAAGAAGAAAUGUCUUCGUCUCCUGUGUGCCAGACCUGGCCUAUACUCUGAAGGUCCUUCCGUCAUCUUCGUCGGCCUUUCAGGAACCAGAGUAGUCCUCGACAUCCUCGCCGGGCUCCCUAUCAUUUUCGUCCUCGGACUCGUAUUCCCUGUCGUUGCCAGUCUCCUCUUCCUCAUCCUUCUUGUUGUAUUGGUAUUCAGUCUCGCUCCAUUCCGUAAGGGGGACGGUCAAACUUGGCCCCGCGGUGACCGAAGCAGCUCAGAGUCCCGUUGUCGUUGUACAGAACCCGGCCGAGGUUGAUCCACGUCUGUUGCCGUGUCUCGUUCAAGGCCAGGCAGCCACACACCAGGUACUGCGUCCUGUAUUCGCGCUGGUUGGU
Messenger RNA from Sodiomyces alkalinus F11, 460 nucleotides. RefSeq lists its product as hypothetical. The record is from RefSeq and is a predicted model, not a curated record. Bases 76 to 381 code for a protein of 101 amino acids. Lineage: Eukaryota; Fungi; Ascomycota; Sordariomycetes; Glomerellales; Plectosphaerellaceae. The transcript has a single exon.